Zootermopsis nevadensis is the source of this 8331-nucleotide messenger RNA. It is a transcript of the gene raw, whose product is annotated as NDT-like domain-containing protein raw. Lineage: Eukaryota; Metazoa; Arthropoda; Insecta; Blattodea; Termopsidae. Gene Ontology annotation, cellular component: plasma membrane. The record is from RefSeq and is a predicted model, not a curated record. Gene Ontology annotation, molecular function: calcium ion binding.
CCAAUGUUUGUCUGAGUUCAGUCUUUUCAUAUCUGUCGUUCUCGGCGGACACGCGUGCUCUGGAUGUGUGAGGCAAACCCAGGGAGAACUGUGCAUAAAAGGACUCAUAAUAUGGUCUGUACUUGCAGAAGUGAUUCGCUUUUAGUGGCGUGUGUUCAUGCUUGUUGAAUGAAUGAAUUGACGAAGGUCAAACAAACAUUUUGUCUACAAGUAUCUUCAUAAAUGCUGUCAUCAUUGAAAAUAAAGUCUUCCUUGAAGAGGGGGCAUGUGGAAUUGGAAAGAAUAAGAAAGAAAGUCAUGGGGAAGAAGACGACGUAGAAGGAAAUACAAUUGGAAGAGAAGAUUUUACAAUCGGAACUGCUGCCCACUCACCAGCAGUGUGUGCGUCUGGUUGGACCUGCGUUUGGAAGUAUGGAAGGUUUAGUAAUGACGUCAUCGCAGUCUACGGCUUCUCGUUUGCGCCUGCGUAGUGUCUGCGCACGUGCUGCCUCAGUGAAUCGAGUGGCCAAAACGAGAAGCAAAAGAACGAACGGCGGUAGUGUUGCCGGGUCUCUGGCGGUAAGCGGGUUGUCAUGGCAACCGAAUCACAGCAUCACACGCCGCACGGCAAGAAUCGCCAGGGAAGUGUACUCGGUGUGGUAUGGCCGCGUCGGAACGACCAGCUAUAUACCAUCUGAGAAAGUCCAGCAGCUCUUCAAUGACAUGCAACUCUACCCAUCAAAAUCACAAGUAUAUGAAAUGCUGCAGUGUGCGAAGGAAUGUGCAAACCGAAACUCAGCGUCUUACCUCACAUUUGGAGAGUUCUGCAUCUUUGCAACAGAGCUGAAGAGGUGUUAUGAACGAGGAAUUCCUCGACAAGUGCAGCUGUCCCGAUUGCUUGAGAGAGAUGGGGAGGAGAAGAAGAGAAGAAACAGGAAGAUGUCAAAGGGCAUACCAAAAUAUGAGGUUUUCUUGGGUGGAUCUUGCAAUCCUACAACAUGGCGCCAGGAUGUGGCUAUCCCCGUGCUCAAGAACUUAGGCAUCACAUAUUAUAAUCCACAAGUAUCACAUUGGGGCCCAGAGCUGAUUGAACUAGAGUUCCAGGCAAAGCAGAAUGCAGCCAUUCUCUUCUUUGUUAUUGACAACCAGACUCGGAGUGUUGCAUCCAUGAUUGAGGCAGCUCAUCUUUCAGCCAGACGUCGGAAAUUAAUUCUGGUGAUUCAUACAUAUCAAGGUCCAGGGCAGACGAUAUGGGGAGAACCUAUCACAGACGAGGAGUAUGAAGAUCUUACAACAGGUCAGAUGAUGCUGCAGGAUCUGGUGGAGAGGCAAGGAAUUCCUGUUUUUGAAAGUGUGCCCAUUGCUCUUAACUGUACAGCCAAAGUAUUACGGGAAAACAUAAGUGUACAAGAAUUGGGACUCAAGGAUUUUGCACAGCCAGUGAAGAUGGCACAUGUGCCACUUGGUGACAAAUUAAUCAAGUUGAGGGAAGCAUUUGAUGCUCUUGACACGACUCGUUCAGGAGAACUCUGCUUAGCAGAUGUGUGCAUGGCAUUUAGAAUACUAACCAACAGGAACUUGUCCCUGUCAGAUUUGAGGAGCAUUGUUGCAGGUCAAACAGGUGUGUUGGGUCGAGAGGUGAAGGAUAUCCCCCUGGAGCAACUGAAUGUGAACUUUGAGCAGUUCUGCUCUAUUGUAGCAGAGUUCAAGUGUUGUGAAAGUGAGGCUCACAAACUAUGGGAAUUAGUCCUAGCCAAAACCACUCGCCUUCUACAGACUAUUGUCUCCCCCCUGACAAAAGUUUUAGAGUGGGCAAUAUCUCGGCCGCUGCGGUCAUUGCCACUGGGCUCUCCUCCCAACACCCAGAGCAACUGUGUACGAGAUGUUUAUCUGGGUGGUUCCUGUCGUAACACUAACUGGAGAGAAGAUAUUGCCAUCCCUAUGUUGAAGAAGAGUGGUCUAACAUACUUCAACCCACAACUGCGCCAGUGGAGCAAACGUUUUAUCCCAAUUGAGGCAGCUGCAAUGGACAACAGCUAUGUCUUAUUAUUUGUUAUCACCAGCACAACACGUUCUAUAGCUUCCAUGGCUCUGGCAGCUCAUUAUAUUGGUCUGAACUGCAAUGUGGUGCUGUGUGUCCAGCAUUUACCGGAUGAUGCCAUAAUUGGGAGUGAUAAGCUGUCUAAGCAGGCUGGGAAGGACUACAACCGAGGCCGCAUGUACCUGUCGGAUCUGGCAAAUCGUGAAGGCAUACCGGUGUUUGAAUCGGUGACAGAAGCUGUUGACUGCGUGAUACAUAAGUGCAGUUGUCGAUAAUGCUACUUGCAGUGGGCCAAACGACGUUUCUUUGACUAUUAUGAGUAAUGUAUGGUGGGCCAAAAUGUUGUCUGUGGGGUCAGACAUAUGUAUGCAUUCAAGAUGGUUUAUACCAGUUCAGUUUGCAAGUUCAUGCAUCGCAGGUCUAUGUGGUGGUUUAUCCUGCACAUGAAUCAUAUAUGUUGAAUAAAGAGAACACUUGGGAAUGUUUGAGCACUAAAUAUGAAUGAUGUGCAAAUAAUUCUGAUGUUACAAGCAGAUUAUGGUGUUACAUAGGCGCUAAGGAGGACAGUUACUGGGUGGACAAUAUUUGACUAGCAAGUGAGGAUUUAAUUUAGGAUAAUGUGGUAUGAGCUGGAAGUCUUUGAAAUUCAGAUAUUUUAUGAAAAUUACUGUAUGGUAGUGAAUUCAGCCUGGGCUGUGUCCUGUUGCAUUCCACUUUUUGAAUUUACUUACUCAUUUCAAGGUCCACAAUGAAAUUUCAUUCCAUAACCUUUUUAAAAAUCUGUGCUGUGUUUGAUGAGGAAAGUAAAGACUUGUAUAAUAAUUAUUCAUGCUUGAAUUGCAUCAUCAUCAUCAUCUGGUAUGUUGCCAUGACUGAAAAAAUCUAAUGAACAUUCUAAUUACUUAAAAAUAAUACAAUAAACUUCAUUUCUCACACUAGAAUUUUGGAGUUGGUUUCAUUUUGCUGAAAUGAAGAACCCCGCUGAGUGUCAUUUAAUUCAGUUAAUAAAAUACUGCUUCUGCUAAUCUGCCGGUUAUGACGGUGUGUAUAAUAAAUGUAUGUAGAAGACAUUACCAUAUUAAACAGAGCACAGAUGAAGUUGUGGCUGGCCAAUAAAGGGUUAUGGAAAUGUCUUGUUUGAAAAUUUCUUCAGUUUCCAUUAGCUGAUGCUAUUGAAAUGAUAUAGUACUAAAUCUGAAAUUGGAAUAUGGACAUUGUUAACAAAUUUGCCUACUCGUACUGAAAUGAGGGCUUCAUUGUAGGUAUCUUGAACUUUACUGAACUUCACAUGCAAUCUUUUGAUGAUGUAACUGUAAUUGAACAUUGCACACAGUUUGGUAUGUGGGAGUGUGAAUAGCAGAUGGUGAAGAAGUCAAAGGUGGCUUAUGUCAGAUGGAUCAAUUGGUCAAAAUAAGUUUAGCCAUGAAGACAGCGUACUAGUGAAUUCAGUAUUGUCAUUUCUGAGCUCACCAGUAAACCCAUGAUACUUGUGGAUGGUGUGUAUGUAGCGUGUAAUUUUUUUAUACAUUUUAUAAGCAAAAUCUUGGGCAGUGGAUUCACACCAUUUAAAUAACAGGCACUUGAUUAGGAAUAUUUGGAUUCAUAACUUGACAAACUGUGUUCUGGUACGACUUUUCUUUUAGUAUUAGCUUUGUUUCUGAAGAAGAAAGUGCUGAGCUGCAGCUGAUGCACAUCCUUCAGGGUAGGAUAUUAUAUUUAUCUGACAAUUUCACACCACAACAUGUCUACAGAAGGAAGGUGUGUUGGCUGAUUUUUAGAAUAAAAGAAAUAAUGUGUGCUUCAUAUGUGCAGGAAGAGCAUGCCAUAAGGAUCACAUGAUAAGGAGAAAAUUAUAUAACUGCAUUGUGUAAGGGCAUUUUUGGAAUAUAAACUCUGGUAAUUACCAAUUUGCGAAUGUGUAAAUCCUCAAUAAAUUAAUGGAUGGAGCUAAUGGAAACAGAAAAUAUAAAUUAAUUUUAAAACUUGAGCAUAUUUCUUUAUCUAUUUUUAUAGUAUAUUUGAAGUGGUUAUAGGGCAUGUUUUGUUUCAGUUUGUUGCUAUAAGGCUACUUUAAUAUUUGAUAUGUUUGGUCAGGAGUGUAACGCUUGGUUUCGGUGAAGUACUAGCAUACUUCACGUAUGAAUCUUCCGUUAGACACUUUGUCCUUGUGUUAAAUACUUGCUGUAUUGUUUUAAACUGUUAUUCACAUUGUUCUAUUUAAAAGUGCUUUGAGUUUUAUGUAUCAAAGGUCUUAAUGUAUUGCCUGUGAUGUGAAUCCACAGUGAUUUGUUUUAUUUACUUAAGAUAACUUGGGUGUGCCUCAUUUUGUUUAUCACCAAAGAGGGAACCAAAUGUUUCCAGUAAAUAACAUGGGUUUAUUGUGAGCUGAAGUAUGAAGAACUAUAUUAUGAUGUGAUGGGAAAAGUGAUGUAUAGUGCAGCUACCUCAGAGAACAAGAGACAGUGAUAGUGUGACAUGGUUGAAGCUUUGUCGUGUUGAAAUCAGUCAUCCCUCACCCUUCUGCCCUUUUCUUCCCUACUUGUUCUGGUCUACGUUUGCCAUAGCUAAUUCAAUAUAGGAAUGAAUAACUUUUCACAAUAUUCGGGAUGCCUUAUGCUUAUUAUUAAAGUGAAAAUUUAAUAGACAACUUACGUGUGUUUAUGGAUUUAUACCCUUAUUCUGUUAUGGGUUACCUUCUGCAAUACUCAUUUUUGUGUUCUGUUUAAUACAGUAUUAUUGUUAUUAUUAUUUAUUGGUGUUUUGGAAAUUUAGAGAAGACCAUGAUUUGUGGGGAAUAAUAUUGGCAAAUUGAUUUUUAAUUAUGUCAGUGGGCAGCAGGUAUAUGUUGAUAAUAAAUUAGGUUAGGUUUUAAAUAAUGUAAAAUAGAGCAUGUGCAUGUUGUCAUUUGAACUUUUCAGUGCUAAAAUAACAGCUAUUUUCAUUUAUUUUCAUCAUUCUGAAAUUUAGAGAAGUUGAAUCCAGUUCAUGUUCCUUAUUCUUUUUUGGUAACGCUUUCUUUCCUUGUAACACAGUUUAGUAAGAUGGAUUUGUAUGAAAUUAUUUAUGACACUAAGGCUGCAAAAGUUUUGGGGGGAAGGGGCCACCACCUGUUUUGAGACACCAGCUGCCCUAGCAUGAGGAUUACUUCAUACUUUUGCUAGAAUAAUUUGUACCCAAGCUAAGAUUUUAACCUCCCAAUCAUUUUAAGUACUGCAAGGAAGAGAUGUACAGCAGAAACAAAUUGGGCUUGGUCAGACAUCUCAUUUGAUCAAAUUAUUGGUGGCACAAAUAUAAUAGAUUAUUGUACAAGCCUCAAAUAUGAAGUUGUAUUUAGGAUAUUUUGGCUCAAGAAAUAAAAUGUUUAAUAAAGACCAAGUAAUGGGUUACACACAGACCAGCUAAGGUUUGGUUCCCAUUUUAGCUUUUGUCAUGCAUGCGUCAUUGCUUACAUACUAUCCAGCUAACAUACCACUAACCCAUUAAUCCCAGAGUUUAAGAUUCAGCUGGCAGCCCCAUAGUACAGGAGUUUAAGUCCCUUAUUACAUGUGAUGAAGGAGAGUAUUGUGUUAAUUAUUACUGUCUUGGAGCAGCAAGGCUUGGUCACAACUGGAAGCCUUUCAUCAUCAAAAUUGGUCUAAAGCAUUCAUUGCUCACUAAUGCAAAACUACUAUUUGUGUACUGUUUAAGGAAAGUGUGUGCGCGCGCGUGUGCUUGUUAAUUGGAAAAAGAGUUUCAUGUCCUACACUGGCAUUAAAUCAAACUUUGCAAUUAGAUUGUGAGGUGGUCUUUUUCAGAAAAUUCUUUGUUAGAUGAGUGGGACAAUUUACAAAUUAUUCCAUAUUCUAUGACUAACUUGCUAUAAAAACAACAUUUAACACUGCUAAAACAGAAACUAUAUCCUUCAUAUGGUAAUAUCAGAUGUCAUGUCUUGGUCUUUCCAUGUGGUCUUCUUUAACUACCAUUUCAGUUCAAUCCUGUCCCACAAUCCCUUGCUUUGUGUUGAGCCAAUUAUAACUGCCAGCUUUACAGCAUGGAAGGUAUAUAUUGCAAAAUCCCUCUUGUGUAAUUACCUGUAUUUCACAGUUAGCUAAAAUUGUGUUCAUCAACUAAAAUUUUACAGACAUAAAACAACAUACAGAACAUUUUAAUCUUUGGGAAAACAAGAGAAACAUUUUAGUCUUAAUUUGUCCAGUGAGCAGAUGACAGUUCAGAGUUUAAGUAGGACUAUAAUUUUAUUUGAAAGGUUAAAUGUCUUUCUCUCUUUUUCUCACUAAAUAUUCAUCAGACAAAACCAGAAUGUUUAUAUGGGAAUUAAAUGAGAUAUUAUAUCUCUGGUAACAGAAUCUAUAUAAUUCUCCCAUUCCUGUUUUGGUCUUUCACAAGACCUGUUUCCAACAGCUUUCCUUAUCAAAAUUCUGUAUGCAUUCCUUGUUUUUUUUUCUAUGCUGGCUACAUGUCCAGACCAUCACAACAGAACAGUAUUAAAAGAACUGUACACAUCACAAGGAACUCUGUGAUCAUUCCUCACUUUAUACAUCGUUCUUUCAAGAUUGGUGAUUCUUUUAAAAUGUUUGUUAGCGGUGUAAUGUCUAAAUGCAGUUGUUCAACAAUAUGCUGUGCUAACUGGUUAAUUUACAAGGUUGCAUAAUCUAAGGUGCGGAUGGAAUACGAUGAGGGUUCUUAUUUUUGUGACCAGUUUUAUUUAAGCAUCUGAGCCCAUAUUCUCAUUCACAAAAACAAACUAAUGGCACUGACAACUAAUCAGCAUCAACUAAACUGCUUUCCUAUGAAGCAUUCUAAUUCCGUGAGAAGGAAUCUGCAUGGACCUUUAUAGUGGGUGGCGGUCUUCCGUAUAAUUCAUUCUUGGAGGAUCCAGAAUCCUUCGAUGUCGGUUGGCCGAAGAAUAUGUCUAUGAUUCGACCAAAUGAUUGCCUUAUUUCAUGCCAUACUCUAAUAAGUUUAACGAAUAUUUUUGUCCAUUUAAUACUAUAAAAAAUGUGGUUCUGGGAUACAAAACUGUUAUUUCUGUUUAAUGUAUUAGUUCUCGGCAAAUGUAGGACCAGUCAAGUAAUUUCAGAAUGCAAUGAAUAGUUUAGUACCUGACAACAAUGUGAAGAGAGCUAUGUGGAUGUGGUUUUUAUCAGUCACAAGUACUUACAGACAAUUGCAUUUACAUAUUAAUUAUAUAUUAGAACUAUAAAUAAAUAUUGAGUAGCCCCUGUAGAUGUGGAAUAGGUUUAAGGCUUUGACCCAAUUCACCCUCUCCUGUUUUAUUAUUGAAGUAGUUUAUUUUUCUGUUUUUUUGCCACAGCAAAUGAAGAACAUGAUUGUUGCGUUAUCAAAUUACACAUAUUAAGACCAGGUAAAAUUAUUUUAGAAAACACUUUCUAAUGGAAAUGGAGUAAAUGAAAUCCAUGUUUAUAUUUUAGUCGCAUAAAACAGUAACAGUCUCCAAAAAAGCUUCAGAAACAAGUUUCAUGGGAAGUGAAAUUGCAUUUUAAUAAUCCUUGUAUUCAUUAAAUUACAUCCUGAAUAAAUAAUAUUUGUAAUUUUACUUACCGGCAUUCGAUAGUAGAUAAAGACAUCUUUUGUACAUGGAAUGUGUUGAAUUCAGUAAUUACAAAAACUGAAAUGAAUGGCAGUAUAUUGCUUGAGAAUUAUUUUAAAAUUUCUGCUAGGCAUUUUUACUUUAAAAUUUUCAUAAUUGUUUGGUGGCAGAUGUUGAAAAUUACAACAUUUGUAGCCCUGAGUUUCCAUAUUUACAUUGUUACUUGGAACAUUUUCUGAGCAUCAAUUACCAGUUUUAAGUAGUUUCACUUGGAAUUAACGCAGUGGCUUAAUUUGCUUCCUUUUGGCUACGUCAGAAACUAAAAUGUUAUCGUGGUGCUACGUCGGUUUGUAGGUAUACAAAUUGCCCCAGAUAAAUGUUUUGUAACAAAUUCUUUGUAAAGAGAAAUUUAACCAUUUACAUUACAACUGCAUAUUUGCAAAACUAAAAGGCAGCUAAUGAGUAACAUUAAAAUAACAAAUGUCCCAACUCUCCAAGUAUAUUUUCCCUUUGUAUUGUCUUGUUAAGCCCUUGAUAUUAAUUUAAUUACAUGUUUUUAUAAUUAGGUAGCACAGUGUACAUAUAUACAUAUAUUUUUUGUAACCGCAGACUGUUUUCUUACUUUUUGUUCGAAAGUAAAUAAAUCCUUGACCCCAAUUGUAUUAUAUAAAUUCCAGGUGAUACUAACAGUCAGUUUUUUAAAGCUCACUUUACAGAAAUAUUUAUUCUAGAAUUAAAUAAACUAAUUGAUGUAUUUCUGUUA